This is a messenger RNA of Nematolebias whitei (Rio pearlfish), 2422 nucleotides long. RefSeq names its product MBT domain-containing protein 1. Bases 62 to 2317 code for a protein of 751 amino acids. The transcript has 19 exons. Gene Ontology annotation, molecular function: zinc ion binding. The record is from RefSeq and is a predicted model, not a curated record. Gene Ontology annotation, biological process: regulation of DNA-templated transcription. Gene Ontology annotation, cellular component: nucleus. NCBI's taxonomy places the organism in Eukaryota, Metazoa, Chordata, Actinopteri, Cyprinodontiformes, Rivulidae.
CAUCUGUGGCUCCUGCUUGUCGGAGCAGUUCUUAUGUUGUUAUGUCCGCCGCUCGGAAUUAAUGAUUAUUUCUGCGGGUUGUUGUAGAUCACAGACCGUCCUCCUCUGCCUGACUGGACUCAUGGAGAACCCCGGAGACCCGCUGGAGCGUCCAUCCAGGAAGCGGCGGGACUCCUUUGGGAUGCUCGACGGGCUGGAGGAGGACCGGAGCAGCUGCAGCACCGACUCCAGCGGGGGGAGCGGCGCCUCCAGCCCAGAAGACAGUGAUGAUGAAGAGUUUUUAGGAGGGGGUACUCAGCUCACCCCCUCCUCCUCCUCCCUGAUGCUUAUUAAGACCAACGGACAGGUCUACACAUACCCCGAUGGGAAGACCGGCAUGGCCACCUGUGAGAUGUGCGGGAUGGUCGGCGUCAGAGAUGCUUUCUACAGUAAAACCAAGCGGUUCUGCAGCGUUUCCUGCUCCAGAAGUUACUCGUCCAACUCCAAGAAGGCCAGCAUCCUGGCCAGACUGCAGAAGAGCUCCGACAGAAGAUGGAAACAACAGAUAAUUCAGGAUCAGGGUAAACCUCCAACAAAGAAAGCUAAAGUUCUGCAGAAGCAGCCUCUGACGUCCAAACUCUCUGCCUUCAACCAGCUGCAGCCCCAGCAGCAGGGUGGGCUCCGAAAGAGCGUCCCUGUGGACAUGUUCGACUGGGGCCGUUACCUCGGAGAUGGAGACGUGACGGGAGCGCCGGUCAGCUGCUUCAAACAUGUCCCGAUGGGGAAGUCAUGGGACGACAUAAGCGAAGGAGUUCGGGUCGAAGUCCUGAACACUGACAGCGGUCUACCCAUGAAGGUUUACUGGAUUGCCAGCAUCAUCAAACUGGCUGGUUUUAAGGCCUUACUGCGUUACGAAGGCUUCGACAGCGACGUCACCAGAGAUUUCUGGUUGAACCUGUGCGUUCCUGACAUCCACCCUGUCGGCUGGUGUGCAGCUGGAGGAAAACCUCUGGUCCCCCCUCAGAGUAUUCUGCACAGGUUCACCAACUGGAAGACUUUCCUCAUCAAACGACUGACGGGAUCUAAAACUUUGCCGCUGAACUUUUCAUCCAAGGUGCAGGAGAGCAUGCAGUUUCCCUUCAAGAAGCUGAUGAGGGUGGAGGUGGUGGAUAAGACCCAUCUGUGUCGGACUCGUGUGGCUCUGGUUGAGCAGGUGAUCGGCGGUCGGCUGCGGCUCGUGUACGAGGAGUGCGAUGACGGUUCCGAUGACUUCUGGUGUCAUAUGCACAGCCCGCUGAUCCACAGCGUGGGCUGGUCUCGGUCCAUCGGGCACCGUUUCAAACGAUCCGAUGUGACGAAGAAGCUGGAUGGGCAGACAGACGCACCUGGACAGCUGUUUGUGAAGGUGAAGGAGGUGGAUCAGAGCGGACCCUGGUUUGAAGACGGGAUGAAGCUGGAGGCCAUCGACCCUCUGAACCUGUCUGCCAUCUGUGUGGCCACAGUUAGGAAGGUUCUGGCAGACGGGUAUCUGAUGAUCGGCAUUGACGGUUCGGAAGCGGCCGACGGCUCGGACUGGUUCUGCUAUCACUCCAUGUCUCCGUCCAUCUUCCCUGCUGGGUUCUGUGAGAUCAACAACAUUGAUCUGACGCCCCCCAGAGGUUACUGCAGUCUGCCCUUCAGGUGGUUCGAGUAUCUGAAGGAGAGCAAGUCUGUGGCUGCGCCGGUCAACCUCUUCAACAAGGAAGUCCCGAACCACGGUUUCCUUCCCGGAAUGAAGCUGGAGGCCGUGGACCUCAUGGAGCCUCGGCUCGUCUGUGUCGCCACAGUGACCCGCAUUGUCCACCGGCUGCUGCGGAUCCACUUCGACGGCUGGGAGGACGAGUAUGACCAGUGGGUGGACUGUGAAUCCCCAGACUUGUACCCGGUGGGCUGGUGUCAGCUGACUGGGUACCAGCUUCAGCCUCCUGCCAUUAACACAGGGUUCAGAGACCUGCAGUCUGCAGCAUCCAAACAGAGGAGGAAGUCUCAGCAGUACAGAGGACAGAAGAAGAAGAGGAAGUUACCCGUUGCUAGGCGACCAGUCAGCCUCUCUGUUGCCAUGGGAACAGGAGUCCUCAGGAGCCUAUCAGGAGACGAGAACGAGACUCCGCCCGAUUACCCAUCACCCUCUCCACCGGCCUCCGCCGCCCAGCUGACCUCCGCUGACCCAGACGCUGAACGGGGAGCAGGUCUGCAGGCGGCGGUGGAGGACAGCAGCCGGACGAAGCCUUCGUAUCAGAGAGUGGGAGCAGAAACAAACGGCUCGUCGGCAGACUUCCUGUCCAGCAAAGAUCAGUGAAACAUUUUCUUCUGUUUUGGAGCGAAACGAUUGAAACUGUGAUGAGUUCAGGAUCAUUUACCUCCACCUGAACAAAAACUAUCUUUCGAGUGUCGAGUCGGCACG